AUGGUAGGCUUUCAGAGAAGGGGAUUGGGUACUCUGCGACUUCUGCUCUCGCUUCUGCUCCUGGCAUACUGGGAGACCGGGAGCGGCCAGCUCCAUUACUCCGUCCCCGAGGAGGCCAAACACGGCACCUUCGUGGGCCGCAUCGCGCAGGACCUGGGGCUGGAGCUGACGGAGCUGGUGCCGCGCCUGUUCCGGGUGGCGUCCAAGGGCCGCGGGGACCUUCUGGAGGUAAAUCUGCAGAAUGGCAUUUUGUUUGUGAAUGGUCGGAUCGACCGGGAGGAGCUGUGCAGGCGCAGCGCGGAGUGCAGCCUGCACCUGGAGGUGAUCGUGGACAGGCCGCUGCAGGUGUUCCACGUAGAGGUGGAGGUGAAGGACAUUAACGACAACCCGCCGGUCUUCUCUCUCAAAGAACAAAAGCUGCUGAUUUAUGAAUCUAAGCAACCCGAGUCCCGCUUUCCGCUAGAGGGCGCGUCUGAUGCGGAUAUAGAAGAGAACGCGGUGCUGGCCUACAGACUGAGUCAAAAUGAGUAUUUUUCUCUGGAGUCACCAACAAAUAGUAAGCAGACGAAAAGACUGUCCCUUGUAUUAAAAAAGUCUUUGGAUAGAGAAAAAAUCCCGGAAUUUAAUUUGCUACUGACAGCUACCGAUGGAGGAAAACCGGAACUGACAGGCACAGUUCAGCUGUUUGUUCAAGUCUUGGAUGUUAACGACAAUGAUCCGGAAUUUGAUCAGUUAGAAUAUAGAGUAAAGCUGAUGGAAAACAUUCCAGAAGAAACUCUUGUGAUAAAGCUGAACGCCACGGAUAGAGAUGAAGGAGUAAACCGCGAGGUAACCUACUCCUUGUUAUCCAUCAAACCCAAUGGAAGACACUUAUUUACACUAGAUGAAAAUAAUGGAGAAAUGAGGGUCAAUGGAUCUUUAGAUUAUGAAGAAAAUAAGUUUUAUGAAAUUGAAGUGCAAGCCACAGAUAAGGGGACUCCCCCAAUGGCCGGUCACUGUACCGUUUGGAUAGAAAUCUUAGACACUAAUGAUAAUUCCCCUAAAAUCAUCGUGAAUUCUCUGUCCUUCUCAGUCCCUGAGGAUGCUCAGCCCAGCACCGUGAUUGCCUUGAUUAGCGUGUCCGACCUUGACUCUGGGGUCAAUGGGCAGGUGACCUGCUCCCUGACUCCUGCCACACCCUUCAAGCUGGUGUCCACCUUCAAAAAUUAUUAUUCGUUAGUCCUGGACAGCGCCCUGGACCGAGAGACCACCUCUGACUAUGAGUUGGUGGUGACCGCGCGUGACGGGGGCUCGCCUCCGCUGUGGGCCACCGGCGCGUGCGCGCCUGGGAAGCCUGUGCUGGUGUGCUCCAGCGCGGUGGGGAGUUUGACUUACUCCCAGCAGAGGAGGCAGAGGGUGUGCUCAGCAGUGGUUCCAUCCAAUACGGAUCUCAUGGCCUUUAGCCCGAGUCUGACUCCCAAUUUGGAUAGAGAAGAUGAAAGGGAGAGACAAGAGUCAGGAUGUAACCACCUUGGACAGUUAAAGAAUAGCUUCAAUCAGGCAUAUUUCAAAGAUUAG
Dipodomys ordii (Ord's kangaroo rat) is the source of this 1557-nucleotide messenger RNA. RefSeq names its product protocadherin alpha-11-like. Gene Ontology annotation, molecular function: calcium ion binding. Lineage: Eukaryota; Metazoa; Chordata; Mammalia; Rodentia; Heteromyidae. Gene Ontology annotation, cellular component: plasma membrane. Gene Ontology annotation, biological process: homophilic cell-cell adhesion. The coding region runs from base 1 to 1557 and encodes 518 amino acids. The record is from RefSeq and is a predicted model, not a curated record. The transcript has 4 exons.